Molecule: messenger RNA, 1619 nt
Organism: Sciurus carolinensis (gray squirrel)
Lineage: Eukaryota; Metazoa; Chordata; Mammalia; Rodentia; Sciuridae
Gene: Zfand5
Product: zinc finger AN1-type containing 5
Exons: 6
Coding region: 892-1533 (213 amino acids)
Molecular function (GO): DNA binding; zinc ion binding
Source: RefSeq, a predicted model, not a curated record
AAAGGACAUCUGCGCAGAGUUGGAAACAAUGCGUGAGAACUCAUCGAAAAGCGGGCUCGAGUGAGAAAAUCGGAAGGAGGGAGGCUGAAGGCGGACAAUCGAGUUAAAAAUAGAAACGCAACCUCCCCAGGACUUGCUCUUUCCAGCUCCACCCAGGGGCCGGCCGCCGGGUGAGAGUCUAGGCUUGCGAAGAGGCUGCGCAGCCGGGCUCGGUCCCGCCCUCUGAGCCGGUGACCAAAGGCAGGGGCGGGGCCUCGUGCCCGUGACGUCAUCGCGUUGCCCGUCGCUCCCGACGGGGUUUUCGCUGACGCACAGGUCCCGCCCCCCACCCCCCUUUCCCUCACAGCCCGAGCGCAGGGCGAAGAGCGAGCGUCAGUCGGCUAGGUCGCGAAGCUGUCUGCAUCUCGAUUUAGGGCUCACUCGCUGCCGGGAGCCGCGCAGCUUCCCCGGCGGUGGCAGAAGAGACGGGUAGCGCCAUCGGUGGACACUCGCAACGCCCCGACCUCGCUGCGUGCGCUCCAUUCACCCCCUUCCUCGACCCAGCCUGCCGCCCGUGGAGGCGUGAGGCGACGACGGUCGAACGCCUAGAGCAGCGUUAGCAGCCGCGGCCUCCGGUCCUCCCUCCGCCUCCUCCUCUGCCCCCCCCCCGCUUCCCUCCUCCCACUUCCCGAGCUCCGGCGUGUCCCGGCCACGCUCGGCGCUGCUGCAGGAACAAAGAAGGACCCCGCGGCGGCGGCGGCGCCACCUCCGCCUGCGGCCCCGACCCGCUCCCGGUUCGCGGCGGCGGCUCCAGGCGCCCGGCUCGUCCUUCCCGGAGGCCUCGGCCCCGCUCUAUCGCGCCGGCGUAGCGCGCGAGCUCGGUUUCUGCAUUCCGGCCCCCGCAGGAAAAAUAUGGCUCAGGAGACUAACCAGACCCCAGGGCCCAUGCUGUGUAGUACAGGAUGUGGCUUUUAUGGGAAUCCUAGGACAAAUGGAAUGUGUUCUGUUUGCUACAAAGAACAUCUUCAGAGACAGCAGAAUAGUGGCAGAAUGAGCCCAAUGGGAACAGCCAGUGGUUCCAACAGUCCUACCUCAGAUUCUGCAUCUGUACAGAGAGCAGAGGCUAGCUUAAACAACUGUGAAGGUGCUGCUGGCAGCACAUCUGAAAAAUCAAGAAAUGUGCCUGUGGCUGCCUUGCCUGUAACUCAGCAAAUGACAGAAAUGAGCAUUUCAAGAGAGGACAAAAUAACUACCCCGAAAACAGAGGUGUCAGAGCCAGUUGUCACCCAGCCCAGUCCAUCAGUUUCUCAGCCCAGUACUUCUCAAAGUGAAGAAAAAGCUCCUGAGUUACCCAAACCAAAGAAGAACAGAUGUUUCAUGUGUAGAAAGAAAGUUGGCCUUACAGGGUUUGACUGCCGAUGUGGAAAUUUGUUUUGUGGACUUCACCGUUACUCUGACAAGCACAACUGUCCAUAUGAUUACAAAGCAGAAGCUGCAGCAAAAAUCAGAAAAGAGAAUCCAGUUGUUGUGGCUGAAAAAAUCCAGAGAAUAUAAAUUACUACUAGUGAAGAGACUGAAACUUUGUUUUUAUUUUAAUAUAUCGUAGGAAAACAUUAAAGAGCAGAUGCAUGGCCAUUUUC